Empidonax traillii (willow flycatcher) is the source of this 4059-nucleotide messenger RNA. It is a transcript of the gene PRR16, whose product is annotated as proline rich 16. The coding region runs from base 69 to 968 and encodes 299 amino acids. NCBI's taxonomy places the organism in Eukaryota, Metazoa, Chordata, Aves, Passeriformes, Tyrannidae. The record is from RefSeq and is a predicted model, not a curated record. Gene Ontology annotation, biological process: positive regulation of translation; positive regulation of cell size. The transcript has 3 exons.
GGCGGCCGGCGACCGCCGCGCUCGCCUGACCUGCGUGCCCUGCUGGCCGCGCCGGGUUGCCCCGAAGGAUGUCCGCUCAGUCCAAGGGGACCGCAUCCUCCUCCUCUUCGCCAUCCGAGGGGCCGCCGGCAGCCUCCAAAGCCAAGGUGAAGGAGCAGAUCAAGAUCAUCGUGGAGGAUUUGGAAUUAGUCCUAGGGGACCUGAAAGAUGUCGCCAAGGAACUUAAGGAGGUGGUUGACCAGAUUGACACACUGACGUCUGAUCUACAGCUGGAGGAUGAGAUGACAGACAGUUCCAAAACAGACACACUUAAUAGCAGCUCUAGCAGCACGACAGCUUCCAGCUUGGAGAAAGUCAAGGUGCGUGGCAAUGCCCCUCUCAUCAAGCCGCCUGCGCACCCCUCUGCCAUCCUCACCGUGCUGCGGAAGCCAAACCCACCCCCGCCUCCACCACGACUGACACCUGUCAAGUGUGAUGAACCUCCCAGGCUGCCUCCUUUGGCCAACCCAGUCAAGACUAAUGGCACCUUGCUGCGAAACGGGGGCUUACCAGUGGGGCCUAGUCGCGUCCCAAAUGGAGAUAUGUGCUGUAUACCAAACAGUAAUUUGGAGAAAGUCAUGGUGCAGAAAGAACGGUGUCCUCAGCCAGGAGCAAGGGAACGGGUACGAUUUAGUGAAAAAGUGCAGUACCAUGGCUAUUGCCCCGACUGUGAUGUUCGGUAUAACAUUAAAAACAGGGAGGUGCACUUGCACAGUGACUCGGCCCGUGUUGCUGGAAAGCUGCCACACCAGUGCCCUCCUCUGCCACCUCCACCACCUCCACUGCCUCCAUUUCCUCUGGAAAAUGGAGGACUGGGGAUAAGUCCCAGUAAUAGCUUUCCUCCUCCAAGACCUGCAACUGUGCCUCCAAAAACUCCACCAAAACCCCAGAAGACCAUCUUGAGGAAAUCAACCACUACAACAGUGUGAAGUAUGCCACUUGUAAUAACUCUUUAUUUUUUCCUAUAUAUAAACAUAAAUAGGUAAUGAGCACUUUCUACUUGAGCAAUAAAAAGACCCAAUGUAUUACUCCCUGUAUCCAGUGGAGUGGCAGAAAAAUCACAUGCACCUUCAGGCUUGAAGGAAUACCUAUAUUUGGAGGCACGCCAGUUACUUUCUUGCAUAUCAGAUUCAUCAUUGUGACUUCCUGCAGGCCAGAUCUGAGAAGUAACCAGGAACCUGAACUUUAGUGGAGAAUGGAAAAGCCCUUCAAGUGAGAGCACAACUGAUCACUAGUGUAAUCUGCAUUGAGUCAUCUUUCUCAGAUCUGACAGCUACAAGCUGAGUCCCGGCAAAAGCCACAGCCUUAAAUUCCAUUCAGUGGGAAAGAAGGAUAAGAGAACUAAAUGUCUUGCCCCAUUGCAGAGACUGCUGUCUCCAAGCCUGACACCCAAGUUCUGUGCUGAGCAACCAGAGUAACAGUGAGGUUUUUUUAUGAGUACAGCCAGCAUCCACAAAUAUUUCAAUAUGUAGCCAAAAGGAGAAAUGAAGGACUUGUGAUAUCAGAAAAUGAAUACAUUUAUUGAAACAGAGGAAUGUUACUGUGGGGAAAGAAGACCUCUGUCAUCCCUUGUACAUAUUCAAAGCCAUACAGGAACAGGGCACAAGUGAAGUUAAAUCACUUAAAAGGAUGCUGUCUCCUGUUCUCUACCCAACUUUGAGGAAGCUCUGCUGUUAAAGAUUGUGUCGCAAUGCACUUCUAGUAUUUGCACUGUCACUUCCAUUCAGGGUAAUGAUGUGUGCCACCAUUUUUGCACAGAUGGCCCCAGGAGAUUUUUGACCACAACAAGCUAUACUUUGCCGGGGCUCCAAAAGGAAUUAAAAAGUUAGAACUGAAGAAAGACAUUUAUGCUCUCUUUCACUAUGGGGAUCUCUUCACAGAAAGGACUUUGGUCCUUUCUUAGGAUUAAAUAAGUACAUGCAUAUACAUACAUAUAUAUAUAUAUGUAUAUAUAUGAAGCAGCAUCAACAUGAUAAGGUGUAUUUAAAAAGGGGAUAUAAUCUUUUUUAAUAGCAUCCAUUUUUUUUAUCAUAUUAGCAGCCAAGAAAUUUAGUCUAUUGAAUUAUACAUCCAAAAUGUUCCUAUUGAACAUUGACAUUUUAGUCCCAGUUACUGUUAAAGAAGUCAUUUGUAAUAUGUACUUGACAUUAAAUUUUUCUAGCCAUUUGUCUAUACUUCAUGAAGAAAUCUAACAGACAAACAGCAUUUUCAGUUUAUAUUUCUAAAUAAAUAUGUUGUUUGUAUUAUUUGCAGUCACUCAUUUUGGCUGGUUUUCAUUAUCUUGAAAAGGGAUUUAAAGAAGAACCAAAACACAAAAAUUGUUUGUUCUUGUUAAGCUGUAAUGAUUUGAUGAAUGAAAGCUUUAAUAUAAAUACUGUAAUUUGUAAAAUGAUGAAGUAUAUUUAUAUAGGUAAAUAUGUAUGGAAAACAAAAGGAGGUAUUUUAACUCUUAAUUUCAGAACAUAGUUUAUUUUAAUAACCACAGGAAGAAAUUAAAUAUAUAAUGGAUAGGGAUUUUUUAUGGUCAGUGGGUUUUAGUAAGUGAAGAUUUGGAUGCUUAAGAAUGAGAUGAAUGUAGUCUAAUAAUUGUGGUUUCCCAAAUUAUUCAGAGACCUUUUGUCAGCUGUCUCAUUUUAUUCAAACAUUGGUUUAGUUUUCUGGGAGUUGGGGUUUUUUAGGGUGCAUGUGUGCUAGCGUUUUCAUCUGGGUUUUGUUUGUAUUAGCAUACUGACAAGACCAUGAACUUGAUACUAUUUGAUAAGUUACAGAAAAAGAGGUUGUUCCUUAGGAUGAUCUACACUUUACAGUUAAGAACAGUCAUUGUUAUCCAUCUAAUUCAGUGGUUUGUUGUACAGUUAUUGGACAUUUCAAUGCUAGAGUUGUUUUGAAUAAAAACCCUUUUUUUCAUUUUUUUCUUAGUCCAUUAGCCUGUGUGUAAUUUUAAGAGAAAAGUAAUGCAUUUGGUUCCCAGUUUAUUCAAAUCAUUCAUCUUAAAUCCAGUCAUAUGUAGCUGAUUUAUAAAGCUGAAUAGGUUUUUCUUUUAUUUUAUUGCUUUAUGGAACCUAUUAAGUGCUCACUAACAGAAAAAAAAAAUAUCUUUCAAAAAAAAUUAAUCUGUGGGUUAACUUUGUAAAGGGCAAAUAUCUUAAAAAUGUGUUGCUCUGCUUUAAUGUGGUAACCAGUGUAUGCGUGUAUGUUUGUGUGUGUGCACACAUGCACACCCUUACUUGCUCAUGAAUGAAAUGCCAGCUCUGCUGAAGUGAGUGCCACAAGUCCUGUUUCUGCAAAAGAUGCUCAUAUUACUGCAUUUUUUGGUGAAAGACCUGAGCUCUGUCUUUGCUUGUGACUCUGAAGCCAUAAACAGCUUUUGAAGUUUGUCAGGAAAUCAGAAAAUGAAAUAAUAAGUUUAUAUUAGACUCCGUCAUUUGGCAAAACUUGGGAUGAUCUAAUGAUAUGACUCUUUUCUUUUAAAGAAAAUGAAUGGUCAAUUUCCAUUGGUGCAAUGGAUAAAUGAAACCUUUUUUGUAUUUGUUAAAAAAUGAUGGCUGUGUUUUGUUCACAUACAAUUUAGCUUACGGUUGGCUUACAGUCUUGUUACGAUGAUGUCAUUUCUGUGUCAUUAGAAUACCUUAUUUGGACACACAACUUGCAUGGGCUUGGUUUUGCUCCCUCUUCUGAUAACCUACACUUAAAAAUCGGAAGGCUUGUUCUUUGAGACUAGUGUUCAGAGUUGUUUAAGAACUGAAACCAUAAGAAUUUCAGAAUGCUAAUUUGAACACUUCCAUUAUUACCUAAUGAUAACACUUUCAAAAGUUCUUUUUUUUUUGUGAACAAAAUGCAUUCAUUUAAAUCUGAAAAUAGCCCAAUAAAAAUCUAGUGAAAUAAUUUGUUACUACUUGCAAAUAUUUUUCUACUAUUCUGAGUUCUAGAUCAGCUUGCGUGUAAAAUUUUUACUGCACAAAACCCACCUGAUACAAUGCACAGUUUUCUUCAGAAAAAUACAUGAGAUAUGAAAAAUAA